This is a messenger RNA of Coregonus sp. 'balchen', 3222 nucleotides long. NCBI's taxonomy places the organism in Eukaryota, Metazoa, Chordata, Actinopteri, Salmoniformes, Salmonidae. The record is from the annotation of a GenBank genome assembly.
AUGGGGACACUGGCCCUCUGUAGCCACUACUCACAGCUAUCAUGGAAAUGCAGCGUCAUAGUGGCAUUGCUACUGUUUCACCUGUGCUGCCUGCAAGGUACUUUCUAUGAUCCACAGCUUUAGUCUUCAAACUACACAACAAUGUCAAGCAACUGUGAUAUUUCUGUUACAUGCUCAAUGGAAAUACAUAUUUUUGCUCCUACCAUUGUUAAGUUGUGAUAUAUGAACUGGAGCUUCCACCUCUCUCCCGCCUCCCUCAGUAUGGGCAUCCUGUCGCAUCCUGAGGUGCAACUCUGACUUUGUAGCUGUCACCCUGGACCGUGGGGGCAGCGGUGGGGGCGGAGGGGGAGGCAGCAGAGAGGGGGGCAACGCGGGCUACUGCAGCGCCCUCCGCUCCUACGCCAUGUGUACCCGCCGCAUGGCCCGCGCCUGCCGGGGUGACCUGGCCUACCACUCGGCCGUGCAGGGCAUCGAGGACCUCCUCAUCCAGCACAGCUGCCCCAGGACAGGCCCCACUGCUCAGCCCCGGCCCCUGCCACAGGCCCCCAUCUCUGGGUACGCCUGCAUCUAUGAGAAGGGCUACCUCCAGCGUGAAGGCCGGACCCCUGACUAUCUCCACUGUGGGGUGUUCGGGGACCCCCAUGUUCGCACCUUUCGUGAUGAGUUCCAGACGUGCGCUGUACAAGGGGCCUGGCCACUGAUCGAUAAUGAGUAUCUAUACGUUCAGGCAACUAGCGCCCCCAUGAGAGGAGGGGCGUAUGCCACGGCUCUCACCAAAGUAGGCCUCAUUUCUAAAAUUAUAUACAGUCAAUUAUAUUUUAGAAAAUAUAUUUUAGAAAAUUAUACAAUUUACGAUCCGCUCUUAAAGGCCCAGCGCAGUGUUUUAUAUAUAUUUCCACACUGAGGUUUGAAUAAUACUGUGAAAUUGUGGAAAUUAUGAUAAUGCCCUUUUAGAGCUGUUUGAAAAGGCCACCUGAAAUUUCAGCCUGUUUUAGUGGGAUGGAGCCUGGUGACAUCACCAGACGGCAAAUUAGUUAAUACAGCAAUAAGAAAGAGAGUUCCAAACCUCUCUGCCAAUAACAGCUAGUUUUCUGUUUUUCCCUCCCGACUCAGACCACUCACAGACAGUCCAAGCAAAGUUCUUGCUUGAGAAAUUGCUUUUUGCCAAGAAACUAUAAUUGUUGGGGGGACCAUUUGGUUUGAAUACAAUCACAGUAAGAUACUUAAUUAUUACCCAGAAACUAUUUAAUAUUGAGAUAAAAACGGCUGCAUUGGACCUUUAAAAUGUAACUAUGUACAAUGCAUGACAUGUCUGUAUACAUAAAUAAAGUUGCAUACGUACGUCAAGCUCAUUGGAAGGAUGUGUGUAACAACAGGGUUGUCUCUCCACCAGAUUACCAUCAUCUUUAAGAACUGGCGCCAGUGUAUCGAGCAGCAGAUCUACCAGGCGGAGCUGGACAACGUUCCCGCAGCCUUCGUGGACGGCUCAGUGACCAGCGGGGAGAGGCAGGGCCAGCACAGCCUGAGUGUCCACUCUGAUCUGCCUGGGCGCCAGGCUGAGAUCCGUGCCGCCCACAUCGGCACCACCCUGGUGGUACGUCAAAGCGGGCGUUCCCUGGGCUUGUCAGUACGCUCGCCACGCGCCAUUGCUGAAGCGUUCACCCCCGAGCAGGACCUGCAGCUGUGUGUGUAUGGCUGCCCACCUUCACAACGCCUGGAGACGCUACCCAGCCCCUCUUCCUCCUCCCUCUCCUCCUCCUCUUCCUCCAGCCAGCCAUCUGCUGCAGCCCAUGCCCACUGUGCAGCCCUCCUCCCAGCCAGGGACAUCUACUACCAGGCCUGCCUGUUUGACCUGCUGGCCACAGGGGACCUCAACUCCAGCACGGCGGCCGUGGCGGCCCUGGAGGACGCCCGGGGAAUGAUCUCAGACCCCAAUAAGGUGCACCUGCUACUGGUGGGCAAGGCCGAUAGGAGUAGCCCGUGUCUGCCUCUGAUCCUGGCUGUGGCCGUCCUAUCGGAGCGUCUGGUGGCUCUGUGGACGGGGCAGUGUUUAUGAACUAGUGACUGGUAGGAGCUGUGAGCAUUAGCCACACUGAUUCUGACCGAGCAGAUAUUCUUUCUUCAUACUUGAUUGGCUUGUUUCACAAACAACAAGCAUCACCUUUGACUGGUUGGAACCCUGUGGCAUUGUGACUGGUUCCUCAUUCAUUUUCUUCCAGCAGGAGAAGCCAAUGUUGAUGGGAAUAAAUAUAGGUGAAUGCUUUCAGUGAGGAUAGAAGUGAACUCUUGAAGCCUGACACUAGUUGUGUUGAUUCUAAUCCCUUUACUAUGCUGAACCAAAUGUAUUAAAACAGGAUGUAUUUUCCCUCUCAGCACAGAGGAUGGCAUUCUGCGGCCUGUUGCAUAAUUCCACAAAUCCAGACAGUAAAUGUAUCACUUUCUGUUAUUUUCUGUUUAUUUUAUCAUGGAGGGAAUUUAGUGGUUUAUAUAUAGUAAAUAUAAUACUGCAGUGGUAUCAUCCUCCGUAAAGAAACUAAUUUAUCACUAAUUUAUUACAUCAUCUUUGUGUGUCUACAUUUCGUAUGCAGUGAGUUGUAAUAAUGUCUCGAUUAAUUUAAAAAGGGACUGUUUUUGAAUGUACGUUUGGUUCAUAUGUCAGUAUUUGUAAGACAAUGUUUACAAUGUAUUGUUCAUCCUGUUCAUAUUUUUACGUAGUUGCCAAAGUUAAAAAUAUAGCUUCUCAAAGUUACUCACACCAUCUUUCGAAAACAAUAGAGGUCAUGCAAGGAGUAAAUGAAAAUAAUAUAUUGUUUUCCAAAUGAUGGAAAAUAUCUCAUGUUGCCUUCCAUGUAAUACUGUGAUCUCUGACAAGGAUAAAACAUAUUUAUACUGACAGAUUCUAAUAUAUUUCCCUUUGUGAGUUUUAUUAAAUUUGAUUGUUUUCUCUCCAGACCCGAAAAUGGUCUGUAUAAUGUCCUGAGUGUGUAUUUUUAAUGAGCAACCCUGACUGGGGUUUUGUGAACCUUGAAAUGUCCAAUACAACAGCAGUAUUCCUCUGGAGGGGCUACUGAGGCAGCAUUUGGGUGAGUUGAGUUCUCCUUCACUGUGACUGGCAGCUCUCUUCUGCUCUCUGAUGUCAGAUGCCUUCUCUGGUUUACAUUUUUACAUUUUAGUCAUUUAGCAGACGCUCUUAUCCAGAGCGACUUACAGUUAGUGAGUGCA